GAGGAGGAGGAGGAUGGAGAGGCCGGCGUUGCAGGCUGCUCUGCGUCAAGGGAGGUGCGGCUCCCUCCGCCCUGCCUUUCCCCCUCCCUUCCUCCCUCCUUCCCUCCCGCCUUUCUCUCCGUCUUUAAACGCCCCUGCAUCGGAAGCGCCGCGCACAUGUCCGUCUCUUUCCCCGCCACCUCCCAGAGCAAUACAUAGACACAGACACACAAACACACAGACCUAAAACCGCUGCCCUCUUUCUCAGUCCCUCCCGCCCUCCCCACAAAGCCAUUGAUCCUUCUACUGGCCACAUCGCGGGCACUGCGGGAGAGAGGAGAGGAGAGAGAGUCGCCCAAGCCACGCUGGGCGCCUUUGGACAGAAGGUAUUUAUGUUAACGGCAAGCCAUUACGAACAGCAAGCCAUUACAAACAUCUUGAUCACAUUGCGUAAAGGGACUCUGUUGACAUUUUUGCCAAACAUUUUUGACUUGGCAAAAAACAGGUAUCGACUGAGGCUGGAUAGCCCAUCUGAAGUAAAGUUGAUCUGGCUUUUAUCGUUUCCUCAUUUCAAAUGCCUAAGAACAGCAAGGUGGUAAAAAGAGAAAUAGAUGAUGAUGUCAUCGAGUCUGUUAAGGAUCUCCUGUCAAAUGAAGAUUCUGUCGAAGAUGCUUUCAAGAAAAGCGAGCUGUCUGUCAAUGAUUCAGAGGACAAAGAAGUAGAUGUGGAAGAAGGAUCUGAUGUAGAAGAUGAAAGGCCAGCCUGGAACAGCAAACUUCAAUAUAUUCUAGCCCAAGUUGGAUUUUCUGUAGGUCUCGGGAAUGUGUGGCGAUUUCCAUACCUAUGUCAAAAAAAUGGAGGAGGUGCAUACCUCGUGCCAUAUUUAAUUCUGCUGCUGGUCAUAGGGAUCCCACUUUUCUUUCUGGAGCUUUCAGUGGGUCAGAGAAUCCGUCGUGGAAGCAUUGGAGUAUGGAAUUAUAUCAGCCCAAAGCUUGGUGGAAUUGGAUUUGCAAGCUGUAUAGUGUGCUUUUUUGUGGCCCUCUACUACAAUGUCAUCAUUGGAUGGAGUUUGUUUUACUUUUCUCAGUCCUUUCAGCACCCAUUGCCAUGGGACCAAUGUCCUUUGGUGAAAAAUUCUUCACAUACCUUUGUGGAGCCAGAAUGUGAAAAAAGUUCUGCUACAACCUAUUACUGGUACAGAGAAGCACUCAAUAUUUCAAGCUCUAUCUCAGAGAGUGGAGGUCUGAACUGGAAAAUGACAGUUUGCUUGCUGGCUGCUUGGGUUAUGGUGUGCCUAGCAAUGAUUAAAGGCAUCCAGUCUUCAGGCAAAAUAAUGUAUUUUAGCUCUCUUUUCCCUUAUGUGGUACUUAUAUGCUUUCUAAUCCGAGGGCUGCUUUUAAAUGGUUCACUGGAUGGUAUUCGUCAUAUGUUUACCCCUAAGCUUGAAAUAAUGCUGGAGCCCAAGGUCUGGAGAGAAGCUGCUACUCAGGUGUUCUUUGCCUUAGGGCUUGGAUUUGGUGGAGUCAUUGCCUUUUCAAGCUACAACAAGAGAGACAACAACUGCCAUUUCGAUGCGGUUCUGGUGUCCUUCAUCAAUUUUUUCACUUCUGUGCUGGCAACUUUGGUGGUGUUUGCUGUUCUGGGCUUCAAAGCAAAUGUCAUAAAUGAGAAAUGCAUUAUCCAAAAUUCUGAAAGAAUUGUUAACCUUUUGCAUAUGGGCAAUCUUAGUAGAGAUAUUAUACCUGCUCAUGUAAAUUUCUCAAGCAUCACAGCAGAAGAUUAUAAUCUUGUUUAUGAUAUAAUCCGUAAAAUAAAAGAAGAAGAAUUUCCUCUUGGAUUGAAACCCUGCCUGAUUGAAGAUGAACUAGACAAGGCUGUUCAAGGAACUGGUCUAGCUUUCAUAGCCUUUACAGAAGCCAUGACACACUUCCCAGCUUCUCCCUUCUGGUCAGUGAUGUUCUUCCUCAUGUUAGUAAAUCUGGGGCUUGGCAGCAUGUUUGGAACUAUUGAAGGGAUCACUACACCUAUAGUUGACACCUUCAAAGUGAGAAAAGAAAUACUGACUGUUACUUGCUGUCUUCUUGCAUUUUGCAUUGGCCUGAUAUUUGUACAGCGGUCUGGUAAUUACUUUGUAACGAUGUUUGAUGACUAUUCUGCAACAUUACCUCUGCUAAUUGUGGUCAUUCUGGAAAACAUUGCCAUGUCAUACAUUUAUGGAAUAGACAAGUUUAUGGAAGAUCUGAAGGAUAUGCUUGGCUUUUCUCCAAACCAAUACUAUUAUUAUACAUGGAAAUAUAUUUCCCCUGUUGUUUUAUUAUCUUUACUGGUGGCUAGCGUUGUUCAAAUGGUGUUAAGUCCUCCUCAUUACAGUGCAUGGAUUGAAGAGAAGGCAACUGAAGAAUUCCAGAACUACCCAACCUGGGGGCUGAUCGUCUGUGUGUCUCUCAUUGUUUUGGCUAUGCUCCCUGUCCCAGUAGUCUAUGUGAUCCGCCGCUGCAAUCUUAUUGAUGACAGCUCUGGUAGCUUGGCAGCUGUUUCAUAUAAAAGAGGGCGGAUUAUCAAGGAGCCUGUCAAUCUUGAGGGAGAUGAUACAAGUCUGAUUAAUGGGAAGAGUCCAAGUGAGGUGCCCUCUCCAAAUUUUGGAAAAAAGAUAUACCGAAAACAGACUGGCUCUCCAACUGUGGAUACCGCUCCCAAUGGUCGCUAUGGUAUUGGUUACAUAAUGGCAAAUAUGUCAGAUAUGCCUGAGUCUGACUUGUAGCUACAAAAUAGGGUUGAUGCCUCUGUUGUUAUCCUGCACCACUGAACAUUUGUUCUCUUUAAGAGAAGGGGUCAACUUCACUUACUGGAGUGCAAUCUCAGGUGCCUAAUGGCUGUCUCCUUGAAAAAGAUCAUGACCUGUGGUACAAAGAGCUUGAAAAUCCCUUUUUUUGGCUCAGUUUGCUGGUUUCCCUUUGUAUUGAAGGGAAUGCACAUAGAUACUAAUUGGUAAUGGCCUCGCUUUGUCAGGAUUGCCAGAUUUUUAAAAAUUAUUUUUGCAUUUAAUUUGAAAGUUUUCUAUCUUUAAAGUACAGGUGUUACCUCAGUUUGUAGCAAUUUUUUAAGUGAAUUCAUAUUUCUCUACUGCUGUAACUGGAAUUUCCUUCUUUGUUCCCACUAGUUAAAGUCCCCCUUUAUUGGAAAACAAAAAUGUGUUCCAAAGAGUUUGCCAAGCCUGUUUUGACUGCACUUAUUUGUACAUAAUGUUUUGUAGAUACUCCCGUACUUUUUUUAAAGCAACCACAGUCCCUUAGGCUACUAGCUUAAUAUAAAAGAAAAAAAGAAGAAAGAAAAGAAAGCAGCAAACCAACACAUUAAAAACCCUGCAGAUUAUUUUCUUACAUGUAAUAGCUUUAUAGAGCAAUAGUAUUAGUCAACCAAGUAUGAUUAUGCUGGAAACAAAAAAAAAAUCCUCAAACUUUGGGAAAUUGCAUAUGAUGUGGCUGUAUUUUGCAUACUCUAUAUACUCAUGUAAAAGUCUAUACAUUUUAAUCAAAAAUCAAUCCCAAAAACCUGAGUUAACUUAUCCACAGGUCAAUGUGAGUAGUGCACCUAAACUCUUAUAAAAUAAAGGAAUGAUCCCUUUCUCUGAAUGAAAUGGUGAAAGGUAAGAGCUUAGUCUGUUCCAGGAGAACGUAAAACUCACCCCAAGCCUCUCUACUGUCUCCACUAUCAUGUCCCUUCAGGCCUUUUUGAAUGCCUGGGUAGGGAAAUGGUGGUGACUGCUAAAGACAAAUGGCUCCUUGAAAUAUCAUUGGCACUUUCCCUUCUCUGCAGAAUGACGCUUGACAUCCAUGGAUCAUAUCAAAAUCCUUAAUUUUGCUCCCAAACUUGUAUUAAAAUUAUACAUGAGGUCAACUUAUACAUGAGUAUAUAUGGUAUUAUAUUUGGUUUUUUAGUGUGAAAAUUAUGUCAGAGUGAGUCGCUCCACGACUCUUAAUGAUUGUGCAGAUUCUGCAUUUUUCUAAGCUGUGUGCCUAAAAAAAAGAAACACAAAAAAUCUCUCCUAAUAUUUAUUGUGGUUACAAGAUUAUAUAUAUUAUAUUUAUAUAUAAUAUACUUGUAAUGUAUAUAUGUAUAGUAAUAUUGUAUGUAAUAGCUUCAAAUCUUGAAGCAAGAUGGCUUUAAAAACUGUUUCUGUUUUGCUUCUGUUUUAUGCAAAGAAGAUUGUCCCCCUGCCCCAAGUCAGUGAUAAUUCAGAACUGUAUGCCAUUACAUUUAAUCUAGGAAUAAAGAACGUGGAAAGUUGUUUGUUUUUUAUUUAAUGGGAUUUUUCAGCAUAUGUGUCUUUUAAAUGAGUUAUAAGAGGGAGGGCAGAAAUAAAUAUUUUCAUCUUCAUAUGAGAUUAAUUCAGGGCUAUAUACAGGUUGUGUAUCCCUUAUUCAAAAUGAUUGGGACUAGAAGUAUUUUGGAUUUGGGAUUUUCUUUUUCAGAUUUUGAAUUGCCUGUUUUUGCCCAUACAUACAUAUCUUGGGAGCUGGGGACCAAGUCUAAACAUCAAAAUUGUUAUUGCUUUAUAUAAUUGAUACCCUGAAGACAUUUUUAUAUAAUAUUUUAAAAUAUUGUUGUUGUUCAUAAACCAAAAUGUGUGUGCACUGAACUAUCAGAAAACAAAGGUGUCACCAUCUUAGUCAUUUAUGUGGGCAAUUUUCGAUUUUGGAAUAUUUUGGAAUUCCUGAUAAGAAAUGCUCAGCCUGUAUUGAUUGUGCAGAAUAAUAAUUGUAAUUUCCUUCAUAUUCUAUAAUUCUGUAGAACAGAGCUGCACAAUUUGAUAGUAGGUAGGGGCCAAAAUUUAAAUAGACUAAACUUCUUCCAACCACUCCACUUUAAAAGUAAAGGUAUAAUUAAUGGUUAACUAUUUUGCAAAUAUGCCAUAUUAUAUAAAAAAAAUCAUUUUCAAUUAAUGACAUGAGGUGUUUUUAUAAUGUCAAAAACACUUUCUUUAUCAGAACAUAAUCCAAAAAUUGCAAUCAGCAAAUACUUCUUUACAAAGUCACCUUAAGUAAAAGACUUCUCAGCAGCAGCUAUUUAGAAAUCUGAAAACUAGCCACAGAACCGGCCCGAGGUAAUUUCAACUGUUAAGCAAAAAAAUAUUUUGCGCCCCCCCCCCCCGAUGCUGCAGGAAGCGUGACCACGUGAUGCGGGAGGCGGGGCGUGGCCUCCCGCACCAUGUGCCCUGGCCCUGCCUCACACGUCAUGCGCCCUGACCCCGCCUCUCAUGCAGCGUGGGAGGCAGGCCGUAGCUGUGCAAUGUGGGGCCCCACCCAGAAGUGGCCCCACCUCCCACACCGCACGCCCUGGCCCAGCAGGCCAGGCCAUGGUGGGAAAGUCCUUCCAGGCUGGCUGGGCCUUCGCCAUGGCCUGGAAGGACUCCUGCUGCAGCCUGGCUGGCUGGGCAAGGCCAGUCGGGCCAGGGCGAGCAGUGCAGGAGGCAGGGCCAACCCUGGCCCUGCUUCCUGCACAGCACGCCCUGACCCCACCUCUCGCGCAGCGUGGGAGGCAGGGCCAGGGUGGGUGGCGCAGGAGGCAGGGCCUGGCCGCGCGAUGCGGGAGGUGGGGCACCGCCCAGACGUGACCCUGCCUCCCGCGCUGUGCAGCCUGGCCCGCUGGGCAAGGCCAGCUGGGCCAGGGCAAGUGGCGCGGGAGGCGGGGCCAACCCUGGCCCCGCCUCCCGUGCCACGCGCCCUGGCCCCGCAUCACACGCCCUCACCCUGCCUCUCGCACUGAAGACAGGCCAAGCACGGGGCAGAAGAAGAGGUAUGCCUUCCUAGAGAGCUCGCUCGCCACCAAACAGGCUUUUCUGUUUGGCAGCGAGCGAGCCCUUGGUCCCCGCCGGGGGGGCACCUUGACGGCACCCCCGGGGACCGUGCAUCCUAAGCGGGGGCUUCAGUGGCCUCCAUGUUGGGCCAGGCCUGACUAGCCACCUCAUUUUCUGUGUUUAUUUCCUUGAAAAACUGAGACUUUUCAACAAUUUGGAUGCUUUAAUUUAUUUUUCACUGGUAUCCAAUUUGUUUAAGUCAGGAUGUUUUGAUCAGAAAUGGCAAUGAAGAUUGUAUGAAAUGGCUAUUCUCAGCAAACAAGGUGUAAUGUUUUGUCUCUAUUGUAAUAAAUAUCUAUUUGUCCCCUCC
Messenger RNA from Anolis carolinensis (green anole), 6146 nucleotides. RefSeq names its product solute carrier family 6 member 15 (gene slc6a15). The record is from RefSeq and is a predicted model, not a curated record. Gene Ontology annotation, cellular component: plasma membrane. The coding region runs from base 554 to 2740 and encodes 728 amino acids. Gene Ontology annotation, molecular function: proline:sodium symporter activity. NCBI's taxonomy places the organism in Eukaryota, Metazoa, Chordata, Lepidosauria, Squamata, Anolidae. The transcript has 12 exons. Gene Ontology annotation, biological process: L-leucine transport; sodium ion transmembrane transport.